GUAAAUACGAAUCUAAAGUCGUUCCAUGAACGCAACACCAGUAUCUGUAAAUGCGUGUGUGUGAGCGUGCCAGGGCUGGAAAGAUGGCGGCCUGUGCGUUACGCCGAGGUUUGUGGAGCACUGUCAGUAAAUACAACAAGAAACACACACACCGAAUACUGAGUGUGGUUGACAGCAGCAGCGGGUUCGAGGUGAACAGACCGCGGGUUCAAUGCCGAGCCUGUGGACUGUCCGGCGGUGCUCAGCAGAGGAGGUUCAUGUCGUCACGGAACAGGCCUGAAGGGAAGAUUUUGGAGACGGUGGGAAUGUUUGAGGCUGUGAAGCAGCACGGCAAAUAUGAAACAGGACAGCUGUUUCUCCAUAGUGUGUUUGGCUACAGAGGCAUCGUCUUGUUUCCUUGGCACGCCAGACUCUAUGACAGAGACAUCACCCCCCCCAUGUCUGACAGCAAACCUGAGCCCCCAGGAGCCCAUGGCUCCAAGGAGGUGAAGGGGAAGACCCACACCUACUACCAAGUCCUGAUUGACACUAGGGACUGCCCUCACAUAUCUCAGAGGUCCCAGACAGAGGCAGUGACGUUUUUGGCCAACCAUGAUGACAGCAGAGCCCUGUACGCCAUCCCAGGUCUGGACUAUGUGAGCCAUGAAGACAUCCUGCCCUAUAACUCUGCAGAGCAGGCCCCCAUCCAGCACGAGCUGUUCGAGCGCUUCCUCAUGUACAACCCUGACAAAUCUCCUCCGUUCACAGCCAGAGACACCCUGAAGGCGUGGCAGGAGAAGAACCACCCCUGGCUGGAGCUCUCAGAUGUCCACCGGGAAACCACCGAGAACAUCAGAGUAACUGUCAUCCCCUUCUACAUGGGCAUGAGGGAGGCCCAGAACUCCCAUGUUUACUGGUGGCGCUACUGUAUCCGUCUAGAGAACAUGGGCGACGAGGUGGUUCAGCUGAGAGAGAGGCACUGGAGGAUCUUCAGCCUGUCAGGAACCCUGGAGACGGUCCGUGGACGAGGAGUCGUAGGCAGGGAGCCGGUGUUGUCUAAAGAACAGCCAGCCUUUCAGUACAGCAGCCACGUGUCUCUACAAGCUCCCAGUGGACACAUGUGGGGGACGUUUCGUAUAGAAAGGACUGACGGCUCCCACUUCGAUGUUCGCAUUCCUCCUUUCUCCCUGGAGAGCAACAAAGACGACAAAGCACCCCCCGCUGGCUAUACAUUUUAAGUGCCAGUAGUGACCUCCCACCUGUGAGGCCCCGGACAAGCUUUCAGUCGUGGUCCUGUCGGGGUUGUCUAGAAUUGUUCUCCUCCUGUAACGUUGCCUCAGCCUUCAGCGUAAGACUAGCGUGAGUCAGAUUAUGCAAAGGGAAAAUAUAGCAUUGUCUAGAUCAUCCAAAUGCAGAUCCACCUUUCCUGCCAGAGUGCACCCAACAGCAGUAUGUCAUUGAUUAAAUCAUAUACGGUAGAAACAUUAGUGACAGUCCACUACGUCUUCAGUCCAUGGUGUGUUUGGAGAGACAUGCACGUUCUAGUGAAAGAGCACUGGGAGGUGGGGAGGGGGUUAAUGUUUACAGCUGUACUGGACAUGUUGUGCACGCCAUAGUUGAAAUAUUGAUCAGGCUGUUUUUAUAGUGAGCGUUUCCUGCUGAGCGUUGGGUUCAUGAAAAGAGCAACAGCUCUAGCAUAGCUUCAUCCACACUGAGGCCUCAGUGGGAUACUUCAGGACAACAAGUAAGCCAUCACUUUACCUCAGUUUCAAACUCCUCCUUCCUUAAUAAUGAUCUUGUUUGAAUUUAUGAAAACGUGACGGGUUACUUUUAUCCAGGACACAAUUUUCCUGUUUUAAUUAUAAUAGUGCCCUGUCACAGUUAAUGUCAGUCCUGUGUGGGCCACUUAAGAGAGGAAUAUUGGAUUGAAUUCUGGGCUGGUAAUAGUUCUUUAUAGUAUUUGGUUUGCAACAUUGAAGUACAGUGGAUAUAGUUGGAGAUGUCAAAAUCAAAUCUCUACAAAUAGUCUUAAGUAGGAAACAUAAAAUCCAGUAGUCUUUAUCUUCACCCCUUGUCAUUAUUCAGCAGUUACAGUCUUCUACAGUCUAUGCGCUCUUCUCCAGACUCAGAACAUUACUGGUGGUGUUGUGACUCCUUCCAGGGCCUGCUGUAGAGAAGCUGCCCCCUCCAGGCUUUAGGCCACGUUCUCGUCAUAUGGGAUGGACUGCAGAGAUGGAUUCUUAUGUUAACGACUUGUGAGCGUUCAGGUCAUUAAGACGGUUGUAUGAUUUUAGAGUUUGUUGUGUGAGGAUUAGAAACACUGCUCAGUGACAAUGUAACACUAUUUAUUAUGGUACCUUCUGUAUUAUUCUAUAUUAUUAAGCCCAAAGUUGGAUGGAGGAGAUUUCAGAAGUGUUUCCAAGUUGAUUAUAACUUGGAUUUUGAUGAGGACUCUAUUUACAAGUUGGAAAAUCAUCAAUACCAAAACUUCCCAAAAUGAUGUGAAUGCAACAAUACUGUGGGGAUGGUUUUAUUUUUAUUUUGGGGGGGGGGUCAGCCUCUCCAUUAUUACCCUGCUCACAUGGGGACACAGUUUAUGUUGAUGGCUCGCCCUAGAUGCCAUAUUCUUUUAAUUUUUGUAUGACUUACUUAGCCAUACUCGGUUAUAUUCAGUGUCUCAGACAUGUUCUUGUUCUUUCCUCUGAGUGGUCAUUUCUUAAACCUGUCAACAGAUUUGUGUGGAGAGUUAUUUUGUCUUUAUGAUGCUAUUAUUGCAAGGAAAGAGAGAAACCAGCCAUCGAGCUUUUCAGAUACAGAUGUGUUUUAAGGCUCAUAUCACUUGUCAUACCUUGACUACACAGUCAAAUUAAUGAUAAUGCAACUUAUAAAAACAGUUUGCUGCUCCAGGAAUAAUUUAGUUGUGAGGGAGUGAAUACUUACACCAUCAAUAAUCUUGAAAAAUCCAUUUUUUAUAUUUGUACUUAAUUUAGAUCAUUUUAAAGAGAUAAUGUUCCCUUUUUGACAUUUAAGACCCGUUGUCUGCAUCACUGGUUCAAAACUCCUAAUUACAUUACGCUGUGAUUCAAUGUUGUGAAAGGUGAAAAUAGAGAAGUUAAGGGGAUCUGAAUAUGUUUUAUAAGCAGUGAACUGAAUGUGUUGACAGCCAAAAAAGGAAUCCUUUGCUGAAAGGAGGUGAGGGUCAGGUCAUGGUUGUCUUUGAAUAACAAAUGCAGCACACUGUCAAGUAAUUAUACUAAGCCAGUGUUGUGGCUAAGAGGAGAGUGUGUGUGUGUGUAGUCUGCUCUCUGUAAAAACCUGUACACAUAAUGCUGGAUGUCUUUUAUUAAGGCUGACUGUUUGACUUUGCAAGCUCUGUAACAAGAAAAGCUCAUCAGCCUAAAAUGUCUCUGGUAAAGUGAGGGAAGAAACAAACAUCUUUGUUUUGAAGUGAUUUAAAGGAACUGAUGGAUGACAUACUACUGUAAAUAGAGAUGUAAUUAAAGGCAAAACUAAUAAAUAUACAUUUUGAAAAAUAAA
Molecule: messenger RNA, 3516 nt
Organism: Micropterus dolomieu (smallmouth bass)
Lineage: Eukaryota; Metazoa; Chordata; Actinopteri; Centrarchiformes; Centrarchidae
Gene: poldip2
Product: polymerase (DNA-directed), delta interacting protein 2
Exons: 11
Coding region: 51-1217 (388 amino acids)
Biological process (GO): error-free translesion synthesis
Cellular component (GO): mitochondrial nucleoid; nucleus
Molecular function (GO): DNA binding
Source: RefSeq, a predicted model, not a curated record